This is a messenger RNA of Scatophagus argus, 1725 nucleotides long. Its product is annotated as ephrin-B2a-like. Gene Ontology annotation, cellular component: plasma membrane. The coding region runs from base 331 to 1323 and encodes 330 amino acids. Gene Ontology annotation, molecular function: ephrin receptor binding. The record is from RefSeq and is a predicted model, not a curated record. Gene Ontology annotation, biological process: blood vessel morphogenesis; axon guidance; ephrin receptor signaling pathway. NCBI's taxonomy places the organism in Eukaryota, Metazoa, Chordata, Actinopteri, Scatophagidae. The transcript has 5 exons.
UAUUUCUACUGUACCAACCAACUCCCCUACGCAUGAGCCUGUUAUAUGGGCGGACCGGUCAGUCAGCUGAUGACUAAACUACACCACACAAUCCCUGUCCUCAAUACAUGGAUUUCGUCACGCGAAUGAUUUUCUAGCCAAGUACGCACAAUGUGGAAAUUUUCAUACAAGUGCAGGAAGAAGACUGGCAACUUGGUGGGAUUUUACUCAGGAAUGUGUCCGCUGCGCGCACCUGGAGCCGCCGGAGACAUGCAGGGGCAACAGAUUUUAGCUUGUUUUCACUCUGUUUUAUGAUACCGAGCCGCAGUGGACCUGCGAUUUAUUCCUGUGAUGGGGAGAAUCACAUGGAGCUGCGGUGCCGUGAUCCUGCUGGCCAUCAUCUGCUCGUGUCGUGCCGCCACCCUGGAGUCCGUCCACUGGAGCAGCUCCAACACAAAAUUUAGUCCGGAUCAGGGUCUGGUCCUGUAUCCUCAGAUUGGGGACAAGAUGGACAUUGUGUGUCCCCGAGGAGAUGCUUCCUCAGGGGGGAAGGAGGAGUUCUACCGAGUCUACCUGGUCUCCCGAAGUCAAAUGGGGAGCUGUGCCAUCGACAAGACGGACACACCCCUGCUGAACUGUGACAAACCUCACCAGGACGUAAAGUUCACAUUCAAAUUCCAGGAGUUCAGCCCCAACCUUUGGGGUCUGGAGUUCCUCAAGGGGAGGGACUAUUAUAUCACCUCCACCUCUACAGGCUCUCUGCAAGGACUGGAUAACACAAAUGGAGGAGUGUGUAGAACCAAAUCAAUGAAGCUGGUGCUGAGAGUCGGCCAAAGCCCCUCAGAUCCACCUUCCACUCUCCAGGAGUCCCCAACCAGAUUCCCACCAACACGACCAAAAUCAAAGGCCAAGGACCCUCCUGGCAAAGACAUGGAUACACAGAGUAAAACCGACGCGGGCUCAGAAGGAGGACAACCAAACCACAGCGGCAGCGGUGGCCCCGAGUCAGGACUUUUCAUGUGGGUUGUCAUUGGCUGUGUGAUCCUCAUUGUGGUGAUCAUAAUUUUGCUGGUAGUGCUGUGGAGGUACCAUCGCCGCCACUGUGUUCCAGAUAGGCAGCAGUCUGCCUCGGUGUCCCUCAGCACUUUGGCUGUGCCGAAGCGGGACAGCAUCAGCAGCGACAACAAUGGCUCAGACCGCAGUGAUGUUGUAUUUCCUCUGCGGGCUUCAGACAGCAUGAUCUGCCGUCAUUAUGAACGUGUGAGCUGUGACUACGGGCCCCCUGUGUACAUAGUUCAGGAGAUAACACCCCAGAGUCCCACCAACGUUUACUACAAAGUCUAACGUUUGCUGCUCUAAUGCCGGAGGAGCAUAAAUUUUAACUGUCUGGGACACACUCAGAAUACAGUCAAUGACAUAACACUUCCAUUGCUUUAGUUUUAAAGUGUGUCAUGGGCAUUAAGGAAGGUUGUGAUUUAAAUGGCGUUAUCAUUUUGUUUUCUUGAUCUGCUAAAGAGACAUACGUCAUAACACAUCAUUCAGUUUGCUUGGAAGUGUGUAGUAAAUGCCAGUGGUGGAUUGUAGCUAAAUACGUUUACUCAAAUACUAUACUUAAGCUCUAUUUUUGAGGUAUUUUUACUUUACUCAAUAUGUCUAUUUCACUUGAUACUUCCACUACAUUUACAAACAAAACCUACGAAAAAUGCAAAAGAUCAUGCACAGCAAGAAAUCUAACUAUAUAUAUGU